AUUGAGCCUCCGCUACGAUGGUGAACUUGAACGUCGCCGCGUCCCUCGUUCUGGCUGCGCUGACGGCGCCUUAUGCUACCGCCGCCCCCGCGGAUGUAUGGGCCCCGCCCAUCACGUACCCAACCGACAGCACGAUCUGGCAGGUGGGAUGGUCUAACUGGGUUGCUUGGGACACGUCAAACCCGCCCGCGCACAUCACCAACCCAAACGGGACUAUCUACCUGGUGUGGGACGGUGAGAUACUCUUCGAGGACCCCGGACCCCUGGCGAGCGGCUUCUCCCUCAUGGAUGGGUACGUCUACUUCGACGUUCCGAACGUCACCGCUAGCAAUGAGUGGCGCGUCGUGUUGAUUGGAGACUCUGGGGACGUCAGUCCCCCGUUCGCGCUCAUUCAGUGAUGAGAUGGAGAAUGGAGAAGAGAUGCAAUUACCUCAGGCUUACACCGAUUGACUGCUCGAUGUGUGUAUCAUUUGCAAGUAAAGUUACACAGCUUGACUGGACGAGGUCGAAGUGCUGGUGUCGAUCGCGUCCGAGUCGCGUUGUGAACACGUGCCGGUCAG
Gloeophyllum trabeum ATCC 11539 is the source of this 560-nucleotide messenger RNA. RefSeq lists its product as uncharacterized. The transcript is spliced from 4 exons. Bases 18 to 398 code for a protein of 126 amino acids. The record is from RefSeq and is a predicted model, not a curated record. Lineage: Eukaryota; Fungi; Basidiomycota; Agaricomycetes; Gloeophyllales; Gloeophyllaceae.